This is a messenger RNA of Moneuplotes crassus, 891 nucleotides long. The record is from the annotation of a GenBank genome assembly. Lineage: Eukaryota; Ciliophora; Spirotrichea; Euplotida; Euplotidae.
AUGUUCAGCAGCAUCUCUCAUGAAUUUAGAACUCCACUAAAUUCUUUCAAAAACGCUAUUGAAAUGUGUAUGGCUAUCGAAAAGAAGGAGUUAGCUGAUCCAAGAAAUAAGGAUGUUAACGAUCAUUUUGAUAAUAAUCUAAGAAUUGCUUCAAUCUCAUCAAGAAUACUCUCCUCUUUGGUCGAAGACAUUCUUGAUUUUGCCAAAAUUGAAGCAGGAAUAUUUUCCCUGAACACUGGGCACUUCAAAAUCGGAGACUUACUGAGCGAUAUAAAGUACAUAUUCCAAUACCAAUGAGAAAAGAAGAACAUUGACUUAAUUUUCAACUUUGAGCAAGGUCUCGACCAGACCUACUUCUACUCAGAUAUGAGCAGGAUUAAGCAGAUUUUGAUGAACCUGAUCUCUAACGCCUAUAAGUUCACAUUCUCAGGCUCUAUUACGAUAGAUAUUUCGAAAGCUGGAGGAAACUUCUUUGAGCCAACAAGAAAGCUGAUCAUUAAGGUGAUUGACACAGGAGUGGGCAUUAAGGAAAAAGACCAGCAAAACUUAUUCAAGAUGUUCGGUAUGGUAAGGAAACACCGCGUCCAGUUCAACACUAAAGGGUCAGGCCUUGGCCUCACAAUUUGUCAGAAAUUGGUCACCCAAAUGGGAGGUGAUAUUGAAUUAAAAUCAGAAUACAAGGCUGGAACUGAAGUCACUUUUAGUAUUAUGGAAGAAAACAUUCCAAGAAGAGCAAAGAUCAGAGAGGAGAUAAAGCAAGAAAGAUCUUCUUUUAGAAACUCUAGCGUAGAAAACAGAUCAAUUGAUACUAACGGAGGCCUGAUAGAAUCAUCUUUGAUGGGAAAUGCAGUCAAUAUUCCAAACUUCAGGUCGUGUAAAUUCAUUCUUUAA